GGGCUGUUGUGCUGCAUCCAGGAAGCUGUUAAACGCCUGCUAAACUAAAUCUUUCUUUUAUGCGUCUUGCACACGACCGAUCUCCUUUUCCAUUGACCAGAGUUUAUUUCUGACAAUCCAGGAUAUCCCGAAAGCUUGGACACAUAUGGCUGGAAAAUGAAACGACCUAGGACCGUGGCCACAUAAUUAUUUUGUUGCCGCCUGGUACCAGAUGGGCAGUCAGUGAACGGCGCAGAGAUGUGAACGGACAGUUUUACAAUGUGAAGCUAAAAAAAUUGCAUUCCCCUCUCUUUCCUUUUGGUCUACGGUACUUGCUUUUCCUCCUCUCUGCAAUAUCGAUUAACUCAACUUUGCAGUGGAGUAGCCAAAAAGGAAGAGCAUGAGGCGAUCUAGAUCGUCGUAGUCAGUGUCCGCGGCGUCGCAGUACUCAGGGAGCUGCGGCUGCGACCCGCCGCGUCCUGUACGGAUUUCAGGGCUGACACCGCACAGGCGGUUAUGAAGCGGACGGUGCGCUCAAUCCGCCGAGGCUAGAGACCUGGCGCUGGGAGGGCUCUCCCAAUCUCGCCGCAGCCUGCGAGGCCCCGCUGCCUCUCAUCUGCUUCAUUUGAUUACCGUUCUCACCGUUCUUGAAAAGUCAUGGAAGACGGCCCGCUGCCAGACCUCAGGGACAUUGAGCUGAAGCUGGGGCGCAAAGUGCCUGAAAGCCUAGUGCGCUCGCUCCGCGGGGAGGAGCCGGUUCCCCGAGAAAGGGACAGGGAUCCCUGCGGGGGGAGCUGCAGCGGCGGCGGCGGCGGCGGCGGCUGCAGUAGCAGCAGCAGUAGCUGCAGCUUCCCUCCCUCCUUGUCGUCUUCCUCGUCGUCCUCCCUAACCUCUGGCUCCCCGCGACGUAGCCACUCCAGCGCCCUGGAGAGGCUGGAAACCAAGCUUCACCUCCUCAGGCAAGAGAUGGUUAACCUCAGAGCCACAGACGUCAGGCUCAUGCGCCAGUUGCUCGUUAUCAAUGAGAGCAUUGAGUCCAUCAAGUGGAUGAUUGAAGAGAAGGCCACCAUUACCAGCCGAGGCAGCAGUCUCAGCGGCAGCAUGUGCAGUUUAUUGGAGAGUCAGAGCACCUCCUUACGUGGCAGUUACAACAGCCUACAGGAUGGCAGUGAUGGGCUGGAUGGCAUCUCUGUGGGGAGCUAUCUGGACACUUUGGCAGAUGAUGUCCCAGGCCAUCAGACCCCUUCAGACCUGGACCAAUUCAGUGACAGCUCCAUAAUAGAGGACUCACAGGCACUGCACAAACAUCCCAAAUUGGAUUCUGAGUACUACUGCUUUGGCCAAUAACCCAGUUUUUUGCAUGGGACUGGUGUGCAAUUAACUUGUAUUUAUCCUUCUUUUCUGCUGCUAUUAUUUUUGGUGUGAUUUGAUUUUUUUUUUCUUUUUAUAAAGCAACCUUUUUAAAAGAAGCAUAUUUUGAAACUGCUUAAUGGUUUGUCUGUUGCUCCUAAUAUUUCUCACCUGAUUUAUUUUUCUCUCUUGCAUCUCUAUUUUUAUUUAUUACAUUGAUUUUUCUCCCUUCUAUUACAGUGGCACAAGUAAAGUAGGGAGAAAAGAAUAAGCAAUAAUUAUGUUUUUGCUUUUGUUUUCAGAGCAAGGGGUCAGGGAUUACAUGAAAAACUUUGAUAAAUUUUACAAUAAACCAAAGUCUGAUAACA
Messenger RNA from Loxodonta africana (African savanna elephant), 1697 nucleotides. RefSeq names its product leucine rich adaptor protein 1 like (gene LURAP1L). Lineage: Eukaryota; Metazoa; Chordata; Mammalia; Proboscidea; Elephantidae. The record is from RefSeq and is a predicted model, not a curated record. The coding region runs from base 637 to 1326 and encodes 229 amino acids. The transcript has 2 exons. Gene Ontology annotation, biological process: positive regulation of canonical NF-kappaB signal transduction.